This is a messenger RNA of Bursaphelenchus okinawaensis, 576 nucleotides long. NCBI's taxonomy places the organism in Eukaryota, Metazoa, Nematoda, Chromadorea, Rhabditida, Aphelenchoididae. The record is from the annotation of a GenBank genome assembly.
AUGCCGAGAGUGAACCAAAAGAUACGCCAACUGAUUGUGGACAGUAUUCCGAACGAAAAAGGACUGGUCAAGAUCCUGCAGUUCAUCAUUCAACAUCACCGUGAAGCGGCCGAUGGAGUUGUCAGGUUGAAGCCGCAUUUCUCGAUCUAUCGGUGAGUUUAUGAUCUUUAAUGGGUAAUAUAAACUAGGUAAGGGAAUUGAGGUAGGGAGUGGUUUUUUAAGUUUGAGACUGCUCGGCUUCGCUCGAGAGAUUUUCAAUGAGUUUCUAGACUUCAAUUCUGUCUUAUGUAAUGUAACAGUACCUAAAGAGAGUGCGAGCAGUUUUGUCUUAUAAAUUUGCUUCAACUCGAACUGAUUAGCUUGAUUAUAUAAAAAAAUCUUUUCAGCGAUAUUCUCUUUGUCGCACUCGAUCAGUUCGGCAAAAACGUGGACCGCGAACAGUUCGACCGCGAAUUCCAAAUCCAAGUGGAACGCCUACCAGCCAGAGUGGUGCAGCUGCUUCAAAAAGGCGACUACUUGCCCCAACUGACCGCCGUCGCUUGUCGCCGCCUAUUUCUGCCUUUGGAUUUGAACUAA